UCACCAUAAAAGUCUCUCCUAUGGUGGACCACAGCCCGGGAUGGUUUAGCACAAUGAAGGUGCUAACCUCAGCUUUGCUUCUAGUCAUCCUGCAGGGUGUCCACGCCCUGAGUCCCACCAACUGUAAUGCUUCCGAGUCUACGGCUGAGAAAGUUCUAGACCUGAUCAAUAAAGGGCGGAGGAAUGGCUAUGCUUUCCAGCUGCUGAGAGUCUCUGACGCUCACUUGGAUGAAGUGGGAGCCGCCACUGUCUACUACUUCGUCCUAAAUGUGAAAGAAUCUGAUUGUUGGGUCCUGUCCACAAAACCCCAGGAUGACUGUCUUCCGAAUAGAUGGCCAUCUGAAUUAGUGAUUGGACAAUGUAAGGUAAUAGCCACAAGAUACUCGAACGAGUCUCAGGAUCUCAGAGUGAAUGGCUACAACUGCACCACAAGUUCAGUCUCUUCAGCACUGAGCAACACCAAAGACAGUCCCGUACUCUUCGAUUUUUUUGAGGAUUCUGAGCUCUACAGAAAACAAGCCAAUAAAGCCCUCAACAAGUACAAAAGGGAGAAUGAUGACUUUGCCUCUUUCAGAGUGGAACGGGUAGAGAGAGUUAUAAGAGCGAGAGGAGGGGAAAGGACCAAUUACUACGUGGAAUUCUCUGCCAGGAACUGUUCCACACAGCAUUUCCCCAGGUACCCUCCAGUCUCUGGAUUCUGCAGAGCAGUUUUGUCCUACAGUGUAGAAGCAGCGGACUUGGAAACCCCAGAAAACACUGACAUAACCUGUGAAGUCUUCAACUUUGAGGAUCAUCAAAACAUGAGUGUCCAUCCUUCCCAUGGACAUCACCCCCACGGACACCACCCCCACAGACACCAUAUUCACAGGGACCACCCCCAUGGACACCACCCCCAUGGAGACCAUCCCCAUGGACACCGUCCCCCUGGACACCAUCCCCAUGGACACCGUCCCCCUGGACACCACCCCCAUGGAGACCAUCCCCAUGGAGACCAUCCCCCUGGACACCGUCCCCAUGGACACCACCCUCACGGACAUGAGUUCCAUAAUUAUGGACCCUGUGACCCACCUUCCAAUAGCCAAGGUCAGAGUCAGCGGGGCUUUGGCCCACCACAUGGCCACUCAAGAGAAACAGGUCCAGGUAAAGGACCCUUUCCUUUCCACCAACGAGAAAUCGGAUAUAUCUACCGACUCCCUCCACUAAAUAUAGGUGAAGUUCUCGCCCUUCCUGAAGCCAAUUUCCCCAGCUUCUCGUUGCCAAAUUGCAACAAUCCCCUACAGCCAAAGAUUCAGUCCUUCCCCCAGACAGCCUCAGAGUCAUGUCCUGGGAAAUUCAAGAUGGAGUUCCCGCAGAUUUACAAGUUUUUUGCAUAUGUGCCUCCAAAAUAAAACCUGAUUCCUUGGUGGGAAGAGAACAGUGUUCUGGAUAAAUAAAAUGUGAAAGAAAUGGAAA
Messenger RNA from Psammomys obesus (fat sand rat), 1452 nucleotides. RefSeq names its product histidine rich glycoprotein (gene Hrg). The transcript is spliced from 7 exons. Gene Ontology annotation, cellular component: extracellular region; endolysosome; blood microparticle. Gene Ontology annotation, molecular function: serine-type endopeptidase inhibitor activity; heparin binding; zinc ion binding. The record is from RefSeq and is a predicted model, not a curated record. Lineage: Eukaryota; Metazoa; Chordata; Mammalia; Rodentia; Muridae. The coding region runs from base 21 to 1388 and encodes 455 amino acids. Gene Ontology annotation, biological process: regulation of platelet activation; negative regulation of endopeptidase activity; heme transport.